Juglans regia (Persian walnut) is the source of this 387-nucleotide messenger RNA. RefSeq names its product basic blue protein-like. Gene Ontology annotation, molecular function: electron transfer activity. Lineage: Eukaryota; Viridiplantae; Streptophyta; Magnoliopsida; Fagales; Juglandaceae. The record is from RefSeq and is a predicted model, not a curated record. The coding region runs from base 1 to 387 and encodes 128 amino acids. Gene Ontology annotation, cellular component: plasma membrane. The transcript has 2 exons.
AUGUCUCACCAGGGAAGAUGCACUUCUGUAGUAGUACUUGCCAUCACUCUCCUCAUGACUCUGAACUCUCUUUCCUCUGUAUCUGCUCGACCAACUAUUCAUACUGUUGGCGAUGAUUCUGGCUGGACUUUCAACGUGGAAAGAUGGACCAGAGGGAAGAGGUUCCAGGCCGGAGAUAUACUUGCUUUCAACUAUGAUCCAUCAUUCCACAAUGUUGCAAUUGUUGGUGUCCACGGCUACACAAGUUGCACUACUGCUUCUUCGAAUUCUAGGACUUACACUAGUGGAAACGAUCGAAUGAUACUGUUGAGGGGAUGGAACUACUUCAUUUGUAGCAUUCCUGACCAUUGCCAGGAGGGAAUGAGAAUAGCAGUUUAUGCUUACUAA